Messenger RNA from Haemonchus placei, 231 nucleotides. NCBI's taxonomy places the organism in Eukaryota, Metazoa, Nematoda, Chromadorea, Rhabditida, Trichostrongylidae. The record is from the annotation of a GenBank genome assembly.
AUGGUGGGACUACUUGUAACCAUCUUCUACGCUGAUGAUAUCGCUCUGGAGGAAAGCAAAGGAGAUCAAUGUACGGAAACGGCCGAUAUCGCUGUCGUAAAGGGGUCUCGCUUGAACGUGAAGAGGUCUAUGUUCCUCAGUGUCAAAGAGUACACGGUGUCAGUCGUAGACGGUCCUGUAGAAGUCAUCGAGAGUUGGUUGGACGCGACUGGGCCGGGUCAGAAACCAUGA